This is a messenger RNA of Aplysia californica (California sea hare), 1595 nucleotides long. Its product is annotated as ethanolamine-phosphate cytidylyltransferase. Gene Ontology annotation, cellular component: cytoplasm. Lineage: Eukaryota; Metazoa; Mollusca; Gastropoda; Aplysiida; Aplysiidae. Gene Ontology annotation, biological process: phosphatidylethanolamine biosynthetic process. The record is from RefSeq and is a predicted model, not a curated record. Gene Ontology annotation, molecular function: ethanolamine-phosphate cytidylyltransferase activity.
CUGUCUGUCUGUCUGUCUGUCUGCCUGUCCGUGAGAUGUGGUACAAGUGACACACAAGAUAGUGAAGAAUCUAGCCAGCAUUGUUUGUCCCUUCACUCUGGACGAGGCAGUACUGUUAUUGCCGUUGAUGUCACUGUCAGUAGAAUCUAGAUCUACAUCUUGCACAGCAAACAGACCAGAACGAUCGUAACACUUUGAACAAGUUAAAGAGCUUGGUCACGCGCGAAUGCUCACCAAUACAAUCGUGAGAGAGACGAGAAAAAUUCUUUAAAGGAAUUAUAUUUAUACACUCACUGACUUGCUUACUAAACGAGAAAAAUUCGUUUUAGCCAUUCUAAAUUUGACUAAGCGACGAGGAGAGAAGGUGGUGUUGGCGCUCAUAUGACCUUAUGCUGUUGCGAGCGCCGUAAAAAUUCAACUUAAACAAAACAAACAAAGAGGUGGUGAGACCCAUCCAUUAACUUACUUUCCAGACGAGAAGAAGAGGACCGUUACAUGAGACGUCAAGAUGACGGGAAAAGAGAUUCGAGUUUGGAUGGACGGGAGCUUUGACAUGCUGCAUUGUGGACAUGCAGUCGCGAUACAGCAGGCGAAGGAAUAUGGAGACAUUCUGGUCGUGGGGAUACAACCAAACACGGACAUAGUUGUCCACAAAGGUCCGCCGGUCUUCACCGAGUCCGAACGUCACAGACUCCUGUCAGGCAUUAAAUGGGUCAACCAGGUGGUAGAUCACGCCCCUUACGGCACGACCACCGCCAUCUUGGACGAACACAAGUGCGACUUUUGUGUCCACGGAGAUGAUGCCCCGAUCCUCACAAAUCCUGAUGACAUUUUGUGGAAGCUUCACGCUGUACACCGACUGAGGUUUGCUAAAAGGAUUGGAACCUCAACAACAAAGAUAAUACAAAGGAUUUUGGAUCGUUCUUUACAAUCAACGAGUGAUGGUGAAGUCCAGUCUAACGGUUCCGCCCAACAGACCGUCUCCGCGGGGGAAUCUCAAGAGUCCGAGUUCGAGUCCAGCCAUUUUCUGAUCACGUCCUCAACAAUGGCCAAAUUCUCCAACCAGAAAUCUCCUCAAGCAGGGGACACAGUGGUCUAUGUGGCCGGCGCUUUCGACAUUUUUCAUACAGGACACCUGGACUUUCUCGAGAAGGCGGCGGCUUUGGGGGACUUCCUGUUGGUGGGGGUCCACUCUGAUAGGAGUGUGAGUGACGUGGUGAUGGGAGCUCCUUAUGCCAUCACUCAGGAUUUCAUGGACUGCUAUAAGAUAAAGCUCGUGUGUCACGGAGAGACGCCGGUGAAGGCAACGGACGGUGGACGGGAUCCCUUUGAGGUUCCUACAAGGCUUGGGAAAUUCCAGGAAAUCGUAAGUGGAAAUUCCACACGCACCAAUGACAUCAUCAGCCGCGUUGUGGAGAGAAGAGAGGACUAUGAGAGACGAAACAAGAAGAAACAGGCAUCAGAGGAGAGAGCGAACGGUGACAGAUACCCAGCUGCAGAUGUCAGAAACUGAUACCCUGAUACUGAUGACAGAGACAGAUGACAGAGACAGAUGACAGAGACAGAUGACAGAGACAGAUGACAGAGACAGAUGA